This is a messenger RNA of Trichoderma reesei QM6a, 1251 nucleotides long. RefSeq lists its product as uncharacterized. The annotation marks the transcript as partial. Lineage: Eukaryota; Fungi; Ascomycota; Sordariomycetes; Hypocreales; Hypocreaceae. The transcript has 2 exons. The record is from RefSeq and is a predicted model, not a curated record.
GAAGGCGCGGGCGAGAAGAAGCUCUCCAACGCGGAGCUGAAGAAGAAGGCCAAGGAGGAAAAGGCGGCGAGGAGAGCGGCCGCAAAGGUCUCACAGCCACAGCCGCCAGCCGGCAGCGCGCCGGGCCAGGCCGCCGAGGGCGCAAAGGGCGGCAAGCCGAAGCCCAAGCAGCAGCAGGACGGACCGCAGGCAGCAGGGAGCCAGCAUGGAAAGGCGGCGGCUCCGCGAUCCGCCGCGCCGAUGCCCGCGCCCAAGGAGGCGAAGCCUUCGGUGCCCGAGUGCUUCAGCCAUCUGGCCAUGGCCAAGGGCGUCAACCUGACCCAGGCGGACAAGGACGUCCACCCGACGGUGCUGAUGCUGGGCCAGCAGAUGAGCACCAUGGCCAUCAGCGAUAGCACCACGCGGCUGGAGGCGACUCUGCUGGCAUUCAAAAAGGUCAUCGACUCAUACACAACCCCCCACGGCACCACGCUCUCCCGACACUUCACCUCCCACGUCCUCAACCCGCAAAUCGUCUACCUCACGGCAUGCCGCCCCAUGUGCUUCUCCAUGGGCAACGCCAUCCGCUGGCUCAAGCUGCAGAUCAGCAAGAUCGACAUUGACAUGGCCGACUCGGACGCCAAGAAGCUGCUGUGCGAGGCCAUUGACAGCUUCAUCCACGAGCGCAUCACCCUCGCCGACGUCGUCAUCGUCAGCACCGCCGCCGACAUGAUCUCCCCCGACGGCGGCGACGUCAUCCUCACCUACGCCCACCACCACCUCGUCGAGCGCGCCCUGCUGCGCGCCCGCGCCGACGGCAAGCGCUUCCGGGUCAUCCUCGUCGACGACCCCUUUGAGCGCGUCGGCCUCGCCCACGCAAAGACGCUCGCCGCCGCCGGCAUCCCCGUCGCCUACGCGCCCGACCUCGGCGCCCUGCGCACCAACCUCCAGGAGGCCACCACGGUGCUCGUCGCCGCCGAGGCCAUGUUCAGCAACGGCGCCAUGUACGCCCGCGCGGGCACCUGCGACGUCGCCACUGCCGCCUUCGACCUCGGCAUGCGCGUCACGGCGCUGUGCGAGACCAUCAACUUCACCGAGCGCGUGUCCAUAGACUCGCUCACCUACAACGAGAUUGAUCCGGAGCGCAACACGGACGAGGAGUUUAGGUUGCUGUUUGACACGACGAGGGACAAGUCCAUUUCGGCCGUCGUCACGGAGCUGGGCAUCUGCUCGGCCAAGUCGGUGCCUGCGAUUUUGCGAAAACUAGAGGAG